Impatiens glandulifera is the source of this 2126-nucleotide messenger RNA. RefSeq names its product rho GTPase-activating protein gacK-like. The record is from RefSeq and is a predicted model, not a curated record. The coding region runs from base 210 to 1721 and encodes 503 amino acids. The transcript is spliced from 5 exons. Lineage: Eukaryota; Viridiplantae; Streptophyta; Magnoliopsida; Ericales; Balsaminaceae.
GCUUACUCCCAGCCAGCUGCACAUUCUCGUGACCGUGGAAGAAGAAGAUGAAGAUGAAAGAGAAGAGAGCGAAUCUAGAGAGAGAAUAAACUUUGUCCUCUUUCAAUUCAAUUCAAUGAACACUUGUCUUCCUCCGUUGGUCCUGAUUCAACAAUAACAUCCUUUUACAUAAGGGUUUUGACGGAGAUAACUUUACAGAUGCUUUGUGAAUGGGGAAAUCCGAACAACAACUUCCUUUACAGUCCCAUCAAGGGACGGGAUCUGGAAAUGCAUCCAAUUCUUUCUUCUUUACUGAUGAUGAUAGAUGCAUCUUUGGUUGUUCCACAAUCUCAAAGGUGUUCACUUUCAAAUGUAUCUUCGUUUUGUUUUUCGGUAUGGCUGUUCUAAUCUCUGCGAUCUUCUUGCUCAUUCCUCUUCGUUCUAAGUAUUGUGGGUUCGAUGCUAAAGAUUCUACUAAGCUUCGCGCUACCGUUCAAGCUUAUUUUGAAUUGGACAAUCCUGUGGCAUCAAUUAUUCAACAUAUCAAUCAACUUGAAUAUGAGAUCUUUAAUGAAAUUCAAGAUCCUUUCACAAAGGUUGCUGUUCUAUCUAUGCACGAAGGAAUUGAGAUUAACAAAACCAAUGUAGUGUUUGGAUUUCUUCCAAAUCCACCAGAAGUUUCAAUAAACAAUGUCUCCCUUAGUCUAUUGAAGCAAACCGUGCUGGAUCUGUUUAUGGGAGAAUACAAUUUAACUAUCUCGAAAUCUUUUGGGCAACCGUCGUCCUUUGAAAUCCUCAAGUUUCCUUUGGGAAUCACUGUGGACCUCAAUCAAUAUCCUCACUUUGGGAAACUUCCUCAAAUCCUUUUCAAUUUCACUCUAAUUAAUUCUAUUGAUGAGAUUAAGGAAAAUAUUGACGAGCUAAAGAAACAGUUAACGAAGACGUUGCAUCUCAUGCAGUACGAGAACGUCUAUGUGGAGGUAACAAACAAAAUUGGUUCGACUAUAGAUCCUCCAGUUAAGAUUCAAGCGUAUAUAACAUCAGAUUUUGGCAGCCUUUCGCCUCAAAGAUUGAAUCAACUGGCUCAAACAAUAAAGGGAUCCCCUAUUUCAAAGAACCUUGGUUUGAACAACACUGUUUUCGGUAAAGUUAAGGAAAUUAGCCUCGCAUCUCUUUUAAAUCACUCGACCCAUUCUAUGCCUCCCAGCCAUUCACCAUCUCCAUCCCCAUCCAACGGUCCUAAUCCUUCGUCUCGACCUCAUUUUCAUCGUAAUCAUCAUCAUCAUAAUCAUUUGUCACCUUCUAAUAACAAUCAUCAUCACAAUCAUUUGUCACCUUCUAAUAACAAUCAUCAUAAUCAUUUGCCACCUUCUAAUAACAAUCAUCAUGUCCAUCGCGUUUCAAGACCCCCUUCUCCAGCUCCUGUUUCUAACUGUCAUCAUCAUUCUUUUCCUUCACCACCGCCAGCUCGAUCGCAUAAUUCAUUUGCAAUUUCGCCAGCACCUUCGAAAGAUUUGCGAGUGAAGAACCCACCUAGUCCUUCAUAUUCUCAACCAAGUGAAUCUCCUCGCAUAUCCCCAAAACACCCCCCUUUACCCGUUUCCACUUAUAGUUCUAGUCCUAGUCAGAACAGCCCAGUAUCAGCGCCUGUUGCCGCAUCUCCACUAUCGUCCUUUGCUAUACGUCCUAAUUGUGGGGAGAUUUUGUUGUUUGCAUUGCUUUUGACGUUCAUUCUCUUAUGAACAUGGGAAAAGAACUUUGAAAACUUACAAUACAAGUAGUGGAGAGGUUCUGUCAUCGACUUGAGGUAUGCGUGAAAUGGUAAAUUCACACGAAAUGCAGAAACUUAGACGGGUCAAACCCGAGAGAUUGAGGGCAGGCCUCGUUUUUAUUUCUUUCUUUUCUUAUUAGUAGUGCUGCCUCUGCUUGCUACAUUGUAACAUGAUAUGAAGCAGUAGGAUGGGAUGUUCUUCUUCCUAAAGGGGAAUGAGGAUUCAUUCAUUCCUAUGUAUUGCAAAAUGAAAAGGAAGGAAGAAAAAAAAGUGUAAACUCUGAAACCUUAAGUGUACAAAAGAAAUGGUCUUUUUUUUUUAUGUUCAUGGAAAUAUAAAGUAUAAUGUUUUGAAAUGUAAAUGUUGCAAUUUUUC